Messenger RNA from Porites lobata, 590 nucleotides. NCBI's taxonomy places the organism in Eukaryota, Metazoa, Cnidaria, Anthozoa, Scleractinia, Poritidae. The record is from the annotation of a GenBank genome assembly.
AUGUUGAACUCGUUAGUAUCUUUUGUUUCGUAGCAUUUUACUUUGCAGGAUGAAAAUCGUUGAAUACUUAAUCUUAUGUCUUUUCUAUUUGCUUUUCCAGCUUCUGGGGCAAAUUUGGUGAAAAACGAAACAAGACUCAAACCUUUACCGUCACAAGUCCUGCAGAGCUAUAUGCAAUAAUAGAAGAUGUUGGUAACAACGUUCACGACAUACGAAUUUGCACUGAUGAUAUAGUAGAAAUUGAUGUCAGUAAAGCUGUAGAAGAGGUCAUUCCAAGCAAUAAAACCAACAUUUUUAUCGCAAGUUUCACCACGUCAUGGGCUCGCUUAGAGUUGUACAAGUAUUUACAGCUGCUGAAAGAGCAGGUCCUAUACUUUGAUACAGACAGCAUCAUUUAUCUUUGGCGUAACGGUUUACCCGAAGUGGAGACAGGCCCGUUUUUGGGUCAGAUGAAAGACGAAACCGCUGGCGUACCCAUACAGGAGUUUGCGACAGGGGGUCCAAAAAUUACACUUACAUGCUACAAAAUGGUGAAACAGAAUGCAAAAUACGAGGUUUUACUCAGGAUGAGCAGGGCAGCGCUCUGUUGA